AUGGAGCCGAUGAUGCUAGUCGGAGACAUUGUCGAAAAGGAGACAGCUCCUGCGAAACCCGUCGUCUUUGACGACAUCGACGCCGCCCCGACAGGCUUCCCCGCACACAAGAAGCGCGCAGCCCGCGUCUCGGCCUUCAAGCAGCAACGGCAAGGCAAGCCCACGACAGGUGCGCAAGCCGCGGCCGCGACCUCCUCGAUCCAGCCAAAGUCCCGCGACGAUGUCGCCGCAGACUCACAAAAGUCUUUCGAGGCCGCCGAGCGACGGAGAAUCGACCGCGAGAAUAGGCAGAAACUGGAGGAUAUGAGCCCGGAGGAUAUUGCACAGGAGAGGCAGGAGUUGCUAAACUCUCUCGACCCGUCCCUCAUCCAGCGCCUUCUCGGAAGGGCCAAUAUAGACGAGCAGCACGGCCCGAAUCCCUUUGAUCCGCCCGCGGACGAAACCAAGAGAGAGCCGCCGGCACCAACACCAGAGAUCAAGAUCGAGGACACGUCUGUGCCGCCGAAACCCAAGCCAGCACCAAAGCCCACUACGGUUCCGAAAUCCGUCUCAUUCGCAGACGAAGAAGAAGAAGACCUAACGUCAAAGGCACCGCCAAAGCCCCCGCACACACACGAAGACAAGGCCCCCGCCGCUCCUCCGGCAGACCUCUUCCCCCUAAACGAUCAGCCCGACAAGACGCACUUCCCACAGGCGCCCGCCCUUCCCGACCUCGACCCUUCGCACCCCGACUUCCUCCAGACCCUCCACGAAAAGUUCUUUCCCAACCUCCCCGCCGACCCGAGUAAGCUCGCCUGGAUGGCGCCCAUCCCGACGGCCGACUCCCCCGCCGACCGCGAAUCCCCCUACUACCCGGGCCAGUCCUCCCUCCCCAUCGCCGCUCUCCGCUUUGACUUCAAGGGCGGGCUGAUCCCACCCCGCCUGAGCAGGUCGAUCCCCACGUCAAAGGGCCUGCACCACCACGGCCAGGCGCCCGAGGCGGCGGGGUACACGAUCGAGGAGCUGGCCAUUUACGCGCGGAGCGCCGUGCCCGCGCAGCGGUGCGUCGCGUUUCAGACGCUGGGGCGGGUUUUGUAUAGACUGGGAAAGGGCGAGUGGGGCAACGGCGAGGAGGAUAGUCUGGGGCGCGGCAUCUGGAGCAGUGUGCAGGAGGGACGCGUGUUGGAGAGCUUGUCCGAGGCGGCGAUUGUGGACGGCGGUCACAGGGGGAGUCGGGCGUAUGCGACGGAGGCGCUGUGGUUGUUUGAAAAGGGCGGGUGGAGGGAGCAGUGGUCUGGUAGAUAG
This is a messenger RNA of Colletotrichum fioriniae, 1284 nucleotides long. RefSeq lists its product as uncharacterized. The record is from RefSeq and is a predicted model, not a curated record. Lineage: Eukaryota; Fungi; Ascomycota; Sordariomycetes; Glomerellales; Glomerellaceae. Gene Ontology annotation, biological process: transcription by RNA polymerase II.